AUGGCGGACCCCAGCGGACGGAAGAGAAAGCGCGAUGUCGGCGGCUCCUCCAAGUCGAAAAAGAAAUUUGCCACUGACGGCUCUGCGCCGUCUAAAGUCUCUGUCUCCUCGGUUCUGAGACCGCAACUAUGCCCGCCAGUUCUUGCUUCUUCUCCCGGAGUGCGGAUAUCUAAGAACAUCCCCUUUAGCCCUUAUGUCAAGCCUGAGACUACCUCCGGCAAACGGAAACAAAAGACCCCCGCAGUGUCCCAGGACCUGAUUUUGCACUCGACUAGCCACCAAACCAUGGAUUACACGGCGAGAGAGGACGGUAUUAGCGACUCGCAGCAGGCACUCAAGCACUAUGUUGGAGUUUUUGAUCCCAAGACCGGCAAACUUGAGGUGGUGGAAGCCAAGAAAAUGGUGGUGCGUGGGGUGGCCAGGGCUAAGCAGGCAUCAGAUGAGGCCAUGACAGCACCGGCAGACUACCAGAGCUACUAUGCCCUGAAGACCGACCUUGGUCAGACUUUCGGUACAAGAAAGGCGAAGAAGGCUAUUGAAGCUGUUACCCUCAACGCUAUCGAUCCCAACAAGGGCAAAGAAAGCACGCCUCGGAAGCUCGAUACUGCCUCGAAGGCGAUUCUGCAAGAGAUUGGCGGUGUCACGGCGACCAUGGCAUCCCGGGAGCAGCUCCAGGCUGCGGUCGACGAAGCCAAGCCUGUGCCUCGGCCCAACCUCGAGGCCGACGCUAUCCAAGAUGUUUACGAUCCCGACGAGUUUAUUGGACGCGAGGUUCUCGCUGCUAUACCUAUCAAGGACUGGGUGGAGCCUACGAAGAAGGGCGAGGACGUGCAGGUGUACUCCAGACAUGUCGCUGCGCGUGUCAAGAAGAUUGUCGACACGGGUAACGUCAACAAGAUACGCCUGCUGCGCUACUUUUACUUCCUCUUCCUCUUCCAUACAAUGGCGCAGCCUGGAAAGCAGCGUGGUACGAAGCGUAUCCCCCCCAGGGAUAAGCUUAAGGAGCGACUGUCCCCCGCGCCCCAAGCCGUCAUUGAGCACAUUCGACGCAAGUUCUCGGAUGGCGGUGAGAUGCGCAAAUUUCACAACGAUCUUCUCAUCACACAUUGUUGCGCGCUUGCGUGUAUCAUUGACAACUUUGAAGUCGACACAUCUAAGCUUCGCGAAGAUCUGCGCCUCGACCAGAAGGAUAUGAACAACUACUUUUACGAAAUUGGCGCACGAGUUAAGCCUGUCGCCGGCAAGGAGAAGGGCAAGCAACACCAUGUAGCUAAGUUGGCGCUACCGUUGCAAUUCCCCAAGAUCAGAUCCAUCGCACCAAAGCGUCGUUAG
Molecule: messenger RNA, 1332 nt
Organism: Colletotrichum truncatum
Lineage: Eukaryota; Fungi; Ascomycota; Sordariomycetes; Glomerellales; Glomerellaceae
Product: a49-like RNA polymerase I associated factor
Biological process (GO): RNA polymerase I preinitiation complex assembly; DNA-templated transcription; transcription elongation by RNA polymerase I
Cellular component (GO): RNA polymerase I complex
Molecular function (GO): DNA binding
Source: RefSeq, a predicted model, not a curated record